Messenger RNA from Racocetra persica, 762 nucleotides. Lineage: Eukaryota; Fungi; Glomeromycota; Glomeromycetes; Diversisporales; Gigasporaceae. The record is from the annotation of a GenBank genome assembly.
AUGAAAUUUGUUCGAAUUGUUGAUAUUUUUGUAAUCGUAUGCGCAUCAUUUUUUAUUGUUGAGGAAGUAAAAUCAUGCGAGACAGAGUGCCAAAAUGGUAUUUCCAAUGCCUUCGCUGUUAGUUGGACAGACGAAGUUAAACCGAUCUACGGGAAUUUCCAAACCAACGUUCUCGAUCAUUUAUUCUAUGGUAUAUCAAGCGAUAAAGUUUCAAAUGAUUCGACUGCGGUAGAUAACCUUACCAAAGAUGUGCGCAGUUCCGUCACUAAUCAAACUCAAAGUUUUACGGAAGCAUUCAUUUCAAGCAUGGCUGGAAUAAUUAAAAAUGCCAUUUUCAACGAGGAACCAAAAAUGAAGGGUGAUUGUAAUCACCCUCGUCGAGUUAAACAGCCUCCUCUAGGUGUUAAUUGGACAUAUGAUGAUUGUAUUAAAAUGGAUUACGUUUGUGGAAAUCCACCUUCAAUAUGUCAUUUUUUAGAUGACAAUAAGGCGAAAUGUUUUAGAGAUUUAAAAGAGAAUGUAACGAAAAGUUCAGAAGUCGGAGGCGAUUACAUUAAUAACAUCAAUAGUACUGUUACAAAUAUUUUAUCUAGUUAUAGUCUUACGCCAAAUGGUUCUGAUUACUUUAAGAAAAUAGUUUUGAGAAAUGUUCAAAGUUGCUUAGAUAGCUUAGAUAAAAAUUUUAAUACCGGUUUUUGUUCCGAUAAUUGUACCCAAUAUGAUAAUUCAACUAUAAUACCAUUAUUGCUGUCUUUUCCUUAA